Messenger RNA from Rhagoletis pomonella (apple maggot), 669 nucleotides. Its product is annotated as pupal cuticle protein Edg-78E-like. The record is from RefSeq and is a predicted model, not a curated record. Gene Ontology annotation, cellular component: chitin-based extracellular matrix. NCBI's taxonomy places the organism in Eukaryota, Metazoa, Arthropoda, Insecta, Diptera, Tephritidae. The coding region runs from base 84 to 428 and encodes 114 amino acids. The transcript has a single exon. Gene Ontology annotation, molecular function: structural constituent of chitin-based larval cuticle.
UAUGUAUACAUAUCAUUCUUAACAAAACACAGUGUGUCUUUUUAGUGUUGUUCCUUGUGGGCAUCAUCACCGAUCCCAUUGGCAUGGUGCAAGCUGCUCAACCUGGCGAUUCUGAUGCCUCCAUCACUCUAUUUCAAGUAGCACCGGCCGAUGACUUAGGCAUCUAUAGGUAUGCAUAUGAAACGAGUAACGGUAUUUCCGUACAGGCCGCUGGUAGCGCUAUUGAGGCGAUAGGUAUCUACAGCUAUAUGUCCCCCGAAGGCAUACCGAUCGAAGUGCGUUACAUUGCUGACGAAUUGGGAUUCCAUGCAGUUGGACGUCACAUACCCAGACCACCACCAAUACCAGACUAUAUACUCCGCUCGCUGGAGUAUAUAAGCAAACAUCCGAAUGAUGAGGAUCGUGGUCGUUAUCGAAUGUUAAAAUAGAAUAAAAUACCUAUUUUAUACAGAUGUACAUAUUUAGUACUUAAACAGUAAAUAUAUUUAAUCAUUAAAAGUUAAAAGACCAUUAUAAGUAUCACAAAUUAUAUUUAGACAUAAUUUUACUUAAGCGAAUUGUCAUAAAUGCAUUUCCGAUUUUAAUAUACGCACAUACACACUAGGGUUAUCUAAAUACAUAUACAUAUGUACGUAUGUAUACGUAUAAAUAUACAUACAUAUAGCGAAA